Molecule: messenger RNA, 4200 nt
Organism: Carcharodon carcharias (great white shark)
Lineage: Eukaryota; Metazoa; Chordata; Chondrichthyes; Lamniformes; Lamnidae
Gene: tmem65
Product: transmembrane protein 65
Exons: 8
Coding region: 261-1052 (263 amino acids)
Biological process (GO): regulation of cardiac conduction; cardiac ventricle development
Cellular component (GO): mitochondrion
Source: RefSeq, a predicted model, not a curated record
UCAGCUGCCUCUGGGAGUUUUCUCGUCCCGGGCGUGUGGCUUUCUUGACUUUGGAAUCUCCCGACGUUCGAUUGGAACGCGGUGUUGGUGGCUGCGGAAAAUGAUACAUUCAGGCGGAGCUGCCUCUUAACCUGGAGCGUCCAGACCUCCUGCCAGGCGCUGCUCUCUCCCUGACCACCCCGCAGUCAAGAGUCAAGACUUUCUCCUUUUGUUUUUUUUUUCGCAACCUCUUUCAAUCGCUUUCCUUGUCAGCAUUCGCCAUGCUACUGAUCCCUUGCCUUAGGAGAGUUCUGCGACCUUCCCGGACUCUGGCGUCCAGACUGGGCUCCGGGAGGAGAAGUGAAAGGUUCCACCCCCUUGCUCCUUCGCUCCUCUCCUGUCGGAGCAGCGCUGCUUCCCCGCGGCUCUACGGCACCCAUUCGGCCAAGGAGCCGGUGGAGCCGCUGAACACGGUUCAGGGAGCCCGGGACUUCGUGUACAGCCUGCACUCGAAGGAGAGGAAGAGUCUGCUGCAGGAGCUCCAGAGGUUCGAGUCCAUGGCAAUAGCACAAGCAUCCCCUGGACACCGCUACCCCAGAGCCCAGAUUCCCAUAAGCAGGAAGUGGAGAGAACAGGCUGCAGCGGGUGAUGCAGAAGAAAUGGAAGUUAAGCCUCCAUCAUCGGCACAGCGCAGAUAUGUGUUUCUUCACAGUGCAAUACCUUUUGUUGGAUUUGGUUUCCUGGACAAUGCUAUAAUGAUUGUUGCAGGGACGCAGAUUGAGUUAUCCAUUGGAGUUAUUUUUGGCAUUUCUACUAUGGCCGCGGCAGCACUUGGCAACCUUGUGUCUGAUGUGGCUGGCCUGGGACUUGCAGGGUAUGUGGAGGCUCUUGCAUCAAGACUGGGUCUACCAAGUCCUGAUCUGAACCCAAAACAAGCCGACAUGUGGCAAACUCGACUUAGCUCGCAGCUGGGCAAGGUUAUAGGUGUGACCAUUGGUUGCAUCCUAGGAAUGUUUCCACUAAUUUUCUUCAAAACUGAAGAAGAAGAAAAGCUAGAGGAAAGCAAGAACUAAAGUUGUGUGCCAGUUGACAAACUAUUUAACCGGUGUUGAAUCUGAUAUUUGCAUUGUGAAGGUUCCUGGAAAAAUAACUGCAGCCUUUUGAUGGACGCAAGUGCAGUGUCAUCUGGGAUGUGGUGGACUAUUGACACUAAGAAAUCAAUACUUACAAAUAUAUUUUUCAUGAACUCAGUAUGGUGAAACUUGUCUAUUGACCCCUUAAUCCAAAUUUGGGGAAAAGAUACAGCCACGUGCACACACACUAAAAGUACGAUUAAGUGGUCUUUAAGAUCAGUUUCACUGCAUGUCAGACUGCCUUGUUUUCCUUGAUCCAUUAUAUUGUGUUUGAAAAUAAAUUAAUUUUGUCAAGUUGUGAAAGCUAACAUUUUUAUCUAAGUAUGUAAUUGUAGAACCAAUCAUACAAGUUGUGAUACUAAAUUAUGGAAAAUGUAAUAACUGAAUUAACUGAAGGAUUAUUUAACAUUUUGUGUUGAAAAGCUGCCUCGAAUUCAGUUUAUGCAGUCUUAUGAUUUGGCACUAACCCAGUGUACAUUUUCUUUUAAGUGUGACUAAAGCUGUAAUUGUGUUCACACAAUGGUUAGUACCAUUCAAUUUUUUGUGCACUUGAUCUUUAUAUUUGAAACACAAAUCACUCAUAAAUGGUAACAAAUAGUAACAAUUGCAGCUUAUGAGCAUUGUCCUGUUAAGUUAAAAGACUUACUAAUGGUACUUAGAAUAAACACUCCAGUCUCUCUUUGGAUGUAAUUGUAGGAUCUAAAUUGCAUUGUAUUUAUUCAGAGAUAAAGUGAAUGGAAACGUAAAAUAUUUUGUUACAACAAAUAUCUUUUAUCUUUGUUUAUAUGUUCCAUCUUAUAAUGACCGAGUUUUAGUGAUUGCAAGUUGAGGUUCCCGUGUCCUUAUUUUCAAUAGUAGCUUGGCUGGUCUUGAGAUUUUAUCAAGGCUAGCACAGCACCAAGAAAUAAAAGUGGACAUCUUUGGGAAAGAUGUGAUGUUUCUGUAAUUGUGAGCUGAUCCAAAUUGUUUUCCUGAAGCCCAUGACAGUUCAGUGAGUAAAGAUGACUUAAUUCUUACAUUGCAGUGACCUGGCUCAGGGCAGUUGAUAACGUAGACUCGAAUAGAAUGCUUGCAAUGAUUUGACAUGAUACCCGAAAUAAUAACCAAAACAAAAAUAUUGCAGGUGCUGAAAAAUCUGAAAUAAGAACAGAUAAUGCUGGAAAGCAUGCAGUAGUUCAGACAGCAUCAGUGGAGAGAGAAACAGUUAACAUUUCAGGUGACUUUUCAUAAAGCAAAAUAAUAUACCUAACAAAAAGUGGAUCCAAAUGAUUACAAACAGGUUGAGCUGUUUGUUACAAAUUUGCUAUAAACCAGAAUGCAAAUAUGGUACGAGUUGUACCUUUUACAGAUAUUUGCCAAUAAGAUAUUCUAUAUGGUCACUAAAUCCCAUUUGCUAAAGAACAUUUUCACACUCAAUACAGGACCAGAAGAAUGGAUGAUAAAGGCUGUGAGUAGUGGUUUCAAGUCCCAAUUACACAAAAAUGCCAGAUAAUGACCAAUCUGGUGCUUAAUGGUUCUGAAAUGAUCACUUCCAAAUGUUAGAUGACACUAAUUUUAUGAUUAUGUACAGCAGAUUAAAUAAAUCAUUUAACAUUACUUAAUAGAUUAAUUUAGUAGAAUGUUGCUGCCAUUGGCCAACAGUGCUGUUUAUUUUCAUACUCAGAAUAGCGGCCUGCCUAUCGAGUACAAAAUCUGUAAGAAAUAGGAAACAUAAUUGUUAAUUUUAAUCCCUAGACUACAAGAUAUGAUCUGCAUAAUUGAAAGUUCAGCAGUUAGAAUGAAGGACCAGGACUUGCAGCUUCACAAGUGUUGGAUUUUUGGAAUUCAACAGCUGGCCUUUUUGUGUUUCGAGACUCAUUUUUACCUGACAAAAGUUGAAAAGCCUUCAGAUAAUAAACUAAUGCAUGUAACUGAGAGGUAGUUUAGAAGAAUGAAUGUAUUUACUAGGUAAUGUAGAUAGUUUUAAUAUUGAAGCCUUGUGCAUAGCCCCAAUAGAGUGGAAAACGUGUCCAUAGUUGUGGUUACUCUUGAGCCAGAUUUGCUAUAUAUAAACACCUAAAAUGUAGAUUUAAAAAAAAGAGAAUCCUAAAAUAUUGAUUGCCUAACGAUUCUUCAAAUCACAUGUUAAUCGCCAUUUUUUUCACAUUUGCACUUUUAAAAGCACAAGACUCUAACUUGAUGUAUAUCAAUAAGAAAUUAGUUAAUCUCUUCAGAUCUCAAAAUAAUGCAAAGGGACCAAUAAUAAGAAUUAAGUCUUUAAACUAAAGUUAGCUGUGUAAUGUUUUAUUAUUGGUGCAAGUGAAUUAAAUCUAAUGCUCUUCUGAGAUUUGGUGUGAUAGUUUGAACCAUGGAUGGGAUUUUUAGCUUUCCAUUAACUAAAGAAGUGUAGUUAGAAAUAUUAAAUAUAGAAGACCAAUACAUUCUCAGUAAUCACUUUGAUUAACCUGUUUAGAAUCAAGCUUAUACAGUCUGAGUAUUUUUUUGCUAAUGGGAGCUUUUAUGUCUUGACAUCAGCAGAAGGGAAUCGUAGAGAAAAGGCUGUUUUUUUUUAUAAUUCACACAUGAGCAGCCUUGUUGCACAUGAUAUGCAGCACUAAUCUCCCAGGUUGAAACUAGAUUGAAAGCCAAGAUUAUCUAACUAACUUGGUUGAAUUUUCAAAUGAACUUGGUGAAACGAUUCUUUGGCUCAGAAGAGCAUUGAAUUACACACUUUCUGUUAACAAGUUGGCAUAUAACCUGGGAGGGAAAAUCAAAAAUAAGAGUCAAAUCCUCAGGGGAAAAUAAAAAUCACAUUUUGAGUAGACCCGGGUAACUUGUUGAAUGCUGGUCAGGGCUAUUAGUAAAGGUUUACCCGAGAACGUCCAGGCUAAGGUUUUCAAUUGCUACCUUCAAUAUUACAAUGAUCAACUAAUCCAUGUUUUUAAUCAAAUUAACUUUGUGUUUGUUUAUGCAAGUGUUCUUGUGUUGUGAAUAAUAGGAUAGUACAAUGCAUGUAGUUUUCAAUGUAAUAUUUGUUAAAGCUGGAACCAAUAUUAAUAUUUUGUGAUGUUUAAAUAAAUGUGGGAGGAAACUGUUUCAUUUAGGAUUA